Messenger RNA from Coccinella septempunctata (seven-spotted ladybird), 2497 nucleotides. RefSeq names its product receptor-type tyrosine-protein phosphatase kappa (gene Ptp36E). Gene Ontology annotation, biological process: protein dephosphorylation. Lineage: Eukaryota; Metazoa; Arthropoda; Insecta; Coleoptera; Coccinellidae. The record is from RefSeq and is a predicted model, not a curated record. Gene Ontology annotation, molecular function: protein tyrosine phosphatase activity. The transcript is spliced from 16 exons. The coding region runs from base 292 to 2370 and encodes 692 amino acids.
GUUCCGACGCUCAGUUAGCAUCCAGACGCCAAUUCUACGCUAUCGUGAAAUACAGAGUAUCGGGUUCUGAUAGUGUUUUAGUGCGGAUGAUCUACAAUAUGGUAGUGUACGAGAUAUUGGUUUGCUGAACUGAAAAGUAUGAAGUUCCAUUACACUAUCCCUUGAGUUUUUUCUAUUUGGAAUUGUUAAAUUGUCCGAUCACAGAAGCGUAAUCUCCCACCGGGUGUACCAAAACCAAAGGAAUCUCAAAAUGUCGGAUUUCAAGAUAACUCCAGCCAGAGCACAGUGAGGAUGUCAACCAGCACCGAAUCAAGGUCGAAAUCCUCAUCAGAAACAUCGAAAUCCAAACAGAGAUCCAGGUCAACUCCUCAACGUUAUGAAGAGAAAAAACCAAAAAAGAAAAAGACUAAGAGCACUUCCAGUUCUCUGGGAUCCAUACCGAAUACCAUCAAAUUGUCCAUGCUCAACAGUGGGUUGAUACCUACAAAUAACUAUGAGAAUGGGUUUGUAGCACCCUCAGUUAGUAAUACUCCACCCGUAGAAGUAUCAGAUUUCGUGAAGUAUUGCGAACAGAGAAGAAAAUGGCCAGUUCUUUACAAGCUAGAAUUUCAAUUUGCAACCAAAGUGGAAUCCCAUUCCUGUAGACAUGGUACCAAGAAAGCAAAUUUAGAGAAGAACCAAAACCAAAAAUGCAUUCCUUAUGAUUAUAACAGGGUAGUUUUAGAACCUAUUGAGGGAACACGUGAUACGGAUUAUAUUAAUGCCUCAUAUGUAGAUAGUCUUUUGAAGCCAAAUGCUUACAUUGUUACCCAAGGUCCUACAGAAGAGACUGUGACAGAUUUCUGGAGAAUGAUUUGGCAAGAAAAGGCUAGCUGUAUAGUGAUGCUGACGAAAACCUUCGACUUUAUAAAGGUUAUGUGCGUACAAUACUGGCCUGCUUCUAAAGACCUAGAUGAGACGUAUGGCGGAAUAAGUAUAUCUGUGUUGGACGAGGAAGAGCUAGCACACUUCCAUAUCAGAACCUUCAGAUUAUAUAAGAAACAGGGGGAUACAAUUCUCGAAGAAAGGUUGAUCCUGCAGUUUCACUUCACCGAAUGGCACAGCCACUCCUGCCCCUUCCCUAACUCCAUUCUUGAAUUUAGGAGGAGAGUUAGGGCGGUCGUAGGGCACAGAAUCAAAUCUAACGAAGCCGGACCCAUGAUUGUACAUUGCAAUGACGGUGGUGGCAGAUCGGGUGUGUAUUUGGCUAUCGACGCUAAUCUUGAACUUGCCGAAGAAGACCACAAGUUCGACGUCUUCGGUUACAUGAAAAAAUUGAGGCAAUCUAGGAAAAAUCUGGUGGAAAAUGUGGAACAAUACAAAUUCAUAUAUGACAGCCUCGAAGACUUUGUCACUUGUGGAAACUCCUGGUUUCCUGUGAGCGAGCUGUCCCAAAGGCUCAAACUGAAGUCUGUUAAAAACACUUCAACAAAAAUGAAUGAAUAUCAGAGGGAGUAUAUGUUGAUCUGCAAACAGACUCCAAGAUUCACCAUAGGAGACUGUGCUGGUGGUCAUCGUGGUGACAAUAGGAAAAAGAAUAGGGAUGUAUUGAUAGUGCCACCUGACAAUUUUAGGCCUUAUCUGACAUCAUUCCAAGGAAAUAGUUUCACGGAUUAUAUUAAUGCUGUCUUCGUAGAUGGAUAUACAAAACCCAGAGAAUAUAUAGUUACGGAGUGGCCUUUGAAAUCAACUGGAGGUGAAUUUUGGUCGCUUGUGUAUGAUUACGAGUGCUCUGCUGUGGUUGUACUAUGUGUUCCACCAUCAAACUCUCAACAAUUUCCAUCAUUUUGGCCGGAAGGUAGAACCCCCAAAAAAUAUGGUCCAGUCUUCACAAUCGAACAUCUUUCCCAUAACCAUUACAGUAAUAUAAGAACGUGGGUUUUUCGAAUUAAUAAAAAGAUCGUUUCCUUGACUGAAUUAAUGGCUGGAGUCAAAGCACCACCAAAAACUGUCCAACUAUUUCAACUGACCUGCUGGCCUAUGGGUCAUAAUGUACCAACCUCAACCAACUCCCUGGUAGAGCUCAUGAAUAUGGUGGAAAGAUGGCGACAGAGAACAGAAUACGGCCCAGUUUGUGUUGUAUCUCCGGAUGGUAGGACAAGAUGUGGAAUAUAUUGUGCAGCAAACGCGUGUAUCGAACAAGUCAUUCAGCAUGGAGAGGUUGACGUAUUUCAAGCUGUCAGGACUGUUAGAAUACAUCGUCCCCAACUUAUAGAGAAUAUUACUGAAUAUAAGUAUUGCUAUGAUGUCGUUCUUCACUACGUUCUCCACUAUCUUCAGAAGGAUAUAAAGGAAAUGAGGGAUAAACGCAAAUCUUUCGAGGAAAAAUGAAUAUGGCUCCUCUCAACCAUAUGAUGAAACUUCGUUAUUUGUUUAUGGAAAUGAUUAUUUUCAUGUUAAUGGAAUUGUAUUGUAUUGAUCGUAUUAUAUUUUAAUAAAACCAGGCUAUAAAUUGAAA